AUGUUAGCCUCUAUUCAGUCCGGUGUGUCCGGCACAGUCGUCACUAUCACACUAGCCGCCCGAGCGGCAAAUGCAUACACUCAGGUCAACGUCGGCUCGCCUUUCAUGCAGAAGAAUAUCGAUCCGAUUGUUUUCCCUGGGGAGUAUGAUAAAUCCCACAUGCAUUCCUUUUUUGGGUCUGAUGCCGUGACUAUCAACACAACAACCAGUGCAUCCCUCAGGGAAGGCUGCACGAAUGCUCAAAAUCCCAACGACCUUUCUAUCUAUUGGGUCCCCACUCUUUUGUACACCAAUGAUGAUGGGUCAACUUGGGAACCGGUUCCUUUGAGCCGUUUCAGCGCCUACUACAACUUAGGCGAGACCCCGGCAGAGGUCCCGAUUCCUGAAGACCUGAAGAUGUUGGCUGGUUCGGCAAGUGCAACAACCGCAGGCGAUUCCCCCGCCGACGCCCAGGUUGAAUGGUUCUGCGAGGGCGAUUCCGGCAUCUCAGCGGAUGAGAAUGGCUUCCCCAGUUCCACAUGCAGCACGCACCUCCAGACACUGCUUUACUUCCCGCAAUGUGUCAACGUGGACACGCUCGAGACGGCGUACAAGAGCCGUUCCUACGGUACAGCCAACUGGUGUCCGGAGGGGUCCAGCUCCAUGCCGCAGCUUCGAUUCAGCAUCCGCUAUGAUCUGCGCAAGGCACUGAGCAGCGGGUGGAGUGGCACGGCACCAUUGAAGCUGGCCUGCGGCAAUGCAUGGUGCAGCCACGGUGAUUUCAUCAAUGGCUGGACGGAGGAGGGUGGCAAGAAUCUAGUCGCGGCUACAAGCAGCAAGCGGGAUUAUAUCUCUGUGAAUGGCGCCCUGGGCAAGGACGGAGAGCAACCCAGUUGCAAGGCCACAGAUGCGGACCCAGACCAUGGCACCAGCGAUUACGCCGAGAGUGUCGCCGCCAUGGGCAAGCGCUCUGUGGACGCAGUAGGGUGGCGGUCUAGGUCCAGAUUCCAUUCAGCCAUGCGGAUCUGA
This is a messenger RNA of Diaporthe batatas, 1008 nucleotides long. RefSeq lists its product as uncharacterized. The record is from RefSeq and is a predicted model, not a curated record. Lineage: Eukaryota; Fungi; Ascomycota; Sordariomycetes; Diaporthales; Diaporthaceae. The transcript is spliced from 3 exons. The coding region runs from base 1 to 1008 and encodes 335 amino acids.